AUGAAUAGAAGGGAUUAUAAAUCUAUGUUUUCUCUUUCUAUGUCUGAUUUGGUAUUUCAAUCCAAUGUCGAUACAUCUGAGAAAACAUCUGAAACCAACGAAGGAGAACCUCAGAACCCUAAACCUGUGUCUGAAGUUGUUGAAACAAUUAUGUCAACUGCUGGUAACCCUAGUCAAGAAAAUUUGGGAUCUGAUGCUGAAAAGAGAGAUCUUAAUACUAAACCGGUUGAAACUGAAAUGGAAGACACCCCUACAGAGGUUGAACCUGACAUUGCUGAUAAAUCACCAACAACUACUGAGAUGGUGAUUGAGAAACCAACCCAUGUUGUCACUGAAGAGGUUGUCAUGCCAGAUGUUGAGACAUCCUUGAAUGAGCGUGAAGAAGUUGAAACUGCUGACAAGAAACCAGUGAAGGAAGCUGCUGCUGAAAAAGAUGUUGAGACAACUGUCACAACAUCUGAGUCUUCUGAUGAAGAAGCUGGAACUGCACAAGAGGAUACCUCUGAUGAUGAAGAGGACACUCAGUCUGAAGAGAGCAACCAGUCCAUACCCACAAAUGAACAGGAGAUUGAAGCUGACAAGUCUGUAGAAGCUGAGAAAGAGAAAGAAAAAGAUGUAGUGGAUGUUGAUGACUACGAGCCCACCAAGACUGCUGAAAGACCAAGUGGUGGUAUAACAAAGAGAUUGAGAAGCUGUACAGGAAAGCAAGAAGAAGGAGACCCUGAAGAGGAAGAAGGAGUCAUCUAG
Messenger RNA from Trifolium pratense (red clover), 747 nucleotides. Its product is annotated as immunoglobulin A1 protease autotransporter-like. Lineage: Eukaryota; Viridiplantae; Streptophyta; Magnoliopsida; Fabales; Fabaceae. The transcript is spliced from 2 exons. The record is from RefSeq and is a predicted model, not a curated record. Bases 1 to 747 code for a protein of 248 amino acids.